AUGGCAUCGAACCAAAACGAAACAUCGGUCACUCCUACACGUAUGGGGAACACAUCUUACUUCCUCAACCCACCAGAAGAACCUAAUAUGCCACCAGGCCAUGGCGAUGUGACCGCAAGCUCUCUCACAAAUUUUGAUGAGCCUUUGAAUUAUGAUCGUUCACAGCAAUAUAUGCAGCUUGAUGAGCUGUUUGAUAACGAAGUACUGAGGUCAAAUGUCCCUUUUCACGACUUCUCUUUCCUGGGCGACCUGAUAAAUGACUCUCCCGAUCCGUUACCUGGUGGAAAUUUUGCAAAAGGAUCUGUGAGCACUCCUGCCACGAGUCGUCAACGAGAACAAGCAGGAACUCCAUUUUCAAAAACGACACCUAUUUCCCCUUACCAUCCCCACGAGAACAAACUCUCUGGUAUCGAUUCACUACAGCCCACUUCCAGAAAAGAGGUCUCGCAGAACUAUAUCCCACCAGGUCUUUUCAUCGGCAUCGACCAGGGAAGAGGUGGCUUUUUAGGAUGGAAUUCAAUCGGAGGAACGCUUGCAAGCUCCAUCCGUACAUCAAUGACAAAAUACCCGCAUCUCACGUCGAAUUUGAACUUCGAAUGGCUUGUGCAAGCUGGGAAGCACAUUGCGAGAGUGGACGCAGAUGAGACCAUUCAGCUUUCUGCUGAGCAGCUUCCAGCAAAAUCUUUGGCCGCCAUGUGCAUAGCUGGAUAUUUCAACAACGUCCACAUCUAUUACCCCGUCGUGCGAGAACAACAUUUCCAAACUAGCUGGGAAGCACUAUAUGACCCAAGUCAAAAGACGCACCCCGUGUCGAGUUACAUUCUGUUUUGCCUGGUCAUCACCAUUGGCGCAGCCAGUGAUCGGACGAACUCUGCAUCUUCGUCGCCUCUAGAUCAAUUCGCCCGGGACGUAUUCCAGAAAGCAUGUACGUUGAUCAUGUUCUUCGAACUCAAUGGUCAGGUGAAUCUGGCAUCGGUUCUAUGCGGGCUCAGCAUCCGUCUGUGCCAAUCACUUGGUCUGCAUAGAAAGAGUCCCCGAGAUUUCAACCUUGCUCCAGAAGAGAUCAAGUUCAGGUCUCAAUUAUGGUGGAUUACAUUUCGUUUCGAGACAUUCGUCGCAAUGUCUGAGGGAAGACCUACUGCUGUCCGCGAGCUGACAUACGACGUCGAAGUUCUCCCCAUGUGUCCCGACCACAACAUAUCGCCGCACACCAGCGACCUAUCUUCGGCCCUCCACAGAUGGACCGCCAGACUGACUGAACACUGUAACCGGUUUUCGACCAUCAGUAGCCUCUGCAUAUCGACCGACGCUCGAUUAGAUGCGCUGAAUGAUCUCGACGAUUUACUUGUGCAGUGGAAAGAACAGAUCCCCACCUCCCAUCAACCUGGCCAAGAUGUGGUGUCUGAUUUGGAUUCUUAUAUGCUCAUUGCCCCUCUUCAUCUCGAGUACUUUAAUUUAUCAAGGGCCGUUCAUUGGGCUUGCAUCAUGGCGAUAUCCAUGAACUCAGACGCGGUUGACGAACGUCAUAGGCGUUCUCUCCAAUUGUCCGAGAUGAAAUGUUUGUCGGCAUCCCGCUCAUUUGUCCAAACAGCAAACAGUAUCGCCGACUGUGGCACCGGUGGAAGGCUAUUCCCUAUUGCUCUUCAUACAGACCACUACGUCGCCGCCUCUGCCGUCUUAUAUCGAGCAAUCUGUGAGAACCCACGACGAAUCGCAGCAAAAGCUGACCUAGAACAUCUCCGGGCCACCGUGAUACACAUCGAGCGCGACUCGUUCUCGUGUGAAUGGAGUUCGACGUUGAAAAGUACGAUAGGCGAAAUGAUCAAGGUGGCAGAGCGGUUGGUAGAGGGUGGAUCUGCCCCCGUCGACUCAUCGAGGAGAGAUACUAUUUUAUGA
This is a messenger RNA of Exophiala oligosperma, 1896 nucleotides long. RefSeq lists its product as uncharacterized. Bases 1 to 1896 code for a protein of 631 amino acids. Gene Ontology annotation, molecular function: DNA binding; zinc ion binding. The record is from RefSeq and is a predicted model, not a curated record. Gene Ontology annotation, biological process: DNA-templated transcription. Lineage: Eukaryota; Fungi; Ascomycota; Eurotiomycetes; Chaetothyriales; Herpotrichiellaceae. The transcript has 8 exons.